This is a messenger RNA of Etheostoma spectabile (orangethroat darter), 8574 nucleotides long. RefSeq names its product pleckstrin homology domain-containing family A member 5-like. The record is from RefSeq and is a predicted model, not a curated record. Lineage: Eukaryota; Metazoa; Chordata; Actinopteri; Perciformes; Percidae. Gene Ontology annotation, cellular component: cytosol. Gene Ontology annotation, molecular function: protein binding; phosphatidylinositol-5-phosphate binding; phosphatidylinositol-4-phosphate binding.
CGCGCCGCGCACUCCAGCCCCUGUGUGUAGGAACCAGAGCAGUGGAGCUGUAAGCUAGACAUGGCGGCGGAUCCUAAGCCGGACUGGCUCUCCUGCCUUCCCUCUGCCUGGAGUUACGGGGUGACUCGGGAUGGACGCAUAUUCUUUAUCAACGAAGAAGCGAAGAGCACAACCUGGCUGCAUCCCGUUACUGGAGAAGCUGUAAUCACGGGCCACAGAAAAACUCCAGAUUUACCAACAGGAUAGGAAGGAUACACAUUCGAGGGAGCUCGCUGCUUCAUCAAUCACAAUGAGCGAAAGGUGACCUGUAAGCACCCGGUGUCAGGCGUCCCCUCCCAAGACAACUGCAUCUUUGUCGUGAACGAACACAUGAGUUGUGGAAUGCUUGUCCACCCUGACAAGCCAGUAGAGGCUCUGAGCAGGCCGGCUCCCAAGGCUUCAUCAGAGCAAGGCAGCAGCAGUGACAAGAAGGAGCGUCCCAUGAGCACCAUGAGCGAAGCGUCUAACUACACGGGUGGCUCCGACUACAGCACCUUCCCCGGGAGCCCGGCCACCACCGCCAAUACCACCACCACCUCCACUUCAUCCACACGGCCCUCUAGGUCUUCCAAAAAAGUUCACAACUUCGGGAAGAGGUCAAACUCCAUCAAGAGGAACCCCAAUGCCCCGGUUGUCAAGAGCAACUGGCUUUACAAACAGGACAGCACAGGCAUGAAGCUGUGGAAGAAGAGGUGGUUCGUUCUGUGCGACAUGUGCCUCUUUUACUACCGUGAUGAGAAAGAGGACAGCAUCCUGGGAAGUAUCCUGCUGCCAAGCUUUCACAUCUCCAUGUUGUCUGUGGAUGACCACAUCAGCAGGAAAUACGCCUUCAAGGCCACUCACCCCAACAUGCGGACGUACUAUUUCUGCACUGACACAUCCAAAGAGAUGGAGUCCUGGAUGAAAGUCAUGACGGAUGCUGCCCUCGUCCACUCUGAACCAGUGAGAAGGCUGGACAAGUUGAAAGUGGAUCAGCGGACACCUCAGGAGUUGAACAACUUCCUGAACCACAGAGUCCUAACCCGGCCCGAGAUCCAGAACAACGAACGCAACCGCGAGCCUGUGCGACAACACUCCCUGUCUCGAGUUGACGACAAGCGGCAGAAAGACUUGGAGAAACACAACUGCCAGCGGGAGUACUACACCUUACAGAGAGACGGGGAGAAGUACUCGCUGAAGAAAGACGGCGUCAGCUACAUGCUUCAAAAGGAUGGAGAGAGGUAUCUCCUCCACAACGACGGGGAGAGGUACAUGCUGCGGAAAGACGGGGAGAAGUCUUCACUGCAGAACGACGGAGAGGUGUGCGCACUCCACAGGGAUCUGGAGAAGCCUGCUGUCCAGAACAAGGACGAAAAGUGCACUGUGACGCCAACGGAGGAGAGAUACGCUCCGUCUAAAGAUGGAGAGAAGUACCUGCUCGCGAAGGAUGGAGAGAAAUUUGCACUGCAAAAAAUAGGAGACAGGCACACACUCCAGAAAGAUGGACCGAAAUACGUUCCCCAGAAGCAGGUGAAGAGACAGCUGUCUUUAAAGGAGACGGAGAGGUACGGCGUCAUGAGGGAGAUGGAGAAUAAAUAUGGUACCAUACAGGUUGUGGACAAAUACGGCACUCUGAAGGAAGUGAGGAAAUACAGCACGCUCCGGGAAGGGGAUAAAUACGCUACUCUCAGAGAUGCAGGGAAGUAUGCUACGCUCCGGGGUGGGGAUAGAUAUGGCUUCCAGAGAGACCCGAGUGCCGAAAGGUCUCUGACUAAAAUCAGCAGCAUCAAGCUGCAGCCGGCUCAGGCCGCUGCGAUCGCAGCCGCAGUGUCUGCAUCUCGCCAGGGCCAGGCCAAUGUCAACGUCCCACAUCCUGUGCAGGUCAACGGCUCGGGGUCCACGGCAGCGACGGAGAAGACUGGGGAUUGCAGCCCAGCAGAGGUGGACAGCAGCCUGGCCAUGGGUCCAGGAAAGUCACCUGCUCCGGUCCAGGAGCCGGAGAAGGGCUUGUCCCGGACAAACUCCAUGCAGCAGCUGGAACACUGGGUCCGCUCACAAAAGACAAGAGGACUGGACGAUGACACCAGGAGUGUUACGUCCUACCAGACCCUCCCCAGGAACAUGCCCAGCCACCGUGCUCAGAUUGUGCCCCGCUACCCAGAGGGCUACCGCACGCUGCCCCGCAACAGUAUGAUGAGGCCCGACAGCAUCUGCAGCGUGGCGGGCUCUGUGUAUGACCGGGCCCUCCGUCCCGCCUCCACCAGCACCAUCACCACAGCGGAGAAGAGGCGCUCGAUGAGGGACGACACCAUGUGGCAGCUGUAUGAGUGGCAGCAGAGACAGGCCUUCUCCAGGCACAGUCUGGCUCAGCCAACAGCUGUGGGUCAUUACGGCACCCUGCCCAGCACAAAGACCAUGGGUAACAUCUGUGAACACGCGGUGGCGCACUCCAUCCCCACCUCACCGUCUCACGGCUCCCUGGCCCUCUACAGCACCUUCUCCCCCCCGCGCCAGCAGGUCCCACCCAACCCCAGCAGCUCCCACUCUGAGGUGUCCUCACCUGUCUCCAGGGGGGACGGGACGCUGGACCACCGGCACAGGACGCAGCUUGCCAAGUACGGCUACCCGCCUGACCGAAGAUCCAUCGCAACCGGCGUCCCUCCUCAGUCCAUCACCCCACAGUCCCUGCAAGGCAGGACGCCCGAGGAGCUGACCCUGCUCCUGAUCAAGCUCCGCCGGCAGCAGGCGGAGCUCAACAGCCUGCGGGAACACACAGUAGCUCAGCUAAUGGCCCUGGGUUUGGAGGGGCCCAACGCCAAGACUGAUGUUCUUUCUCAUCACCUCCAGAGGAACCUUAUUCACCUGGACAGCCAGAUCAUUCCAGACGACUUCAAAGACGGCUCGUUCAUCUCACGCACAGAGGAGGCCGACAUAGACACCAAGCUGAGCAGACUGUGUGAGCAGGACAAGGCGGUGAGGAUGCAGGAGGAGAAACUGCAGCAGCUACACAGAGAGAAGCACACUCUUGAGACGGCCCUGCUGUCUGCCAGUCAGGAGCUGAGUGAACAGAGCGGCUCCAGCGCCGGCGCCACCCAGAGCCUGGUCCAGCAGAGGGACGUGCUGCAGAACGGGCUGCUAAGCACCUGCAGAGAGCUGUCCAGAGUCAGCACUGAGUUGGAGCGUUCCUGGAGGGAGUACGACAGGUUGGGGGCAGACGUUACUCUGGCCAAGUCCAACCUGCUGGAGCAGCUGGAGGCCCUGGGCAGCCCGCAGACAGAGCCUCCCAGCCAGCGGCACAUCCAGAUCCAGAAGGAGCUGUGGAGGAUCCAGGACGUGAUGGAGGCUCUGGCCAAAAAUAAACCACAGCGGAGCACAGAAGGCACAGGUUUACCUGGUUCUAAACCGCUCUCCAGUCUCCAGAAGAACGAGCAAGCUCCAGACUACCGGCUGUAUAAGAGCGAGCCUGAGCUGACCACGGUGAAGGAAGAAGUAGACGAGGCUAACGGGGAGGACAAGGAAAAGACAGACUCCUCUGCUGAGAGUAAGGACGCUGCAGCUUCAAAAGUGCCCCCCCACCCGGUGGGCAUCAUUCCUCCCAGGACCAAAUCCCCCAUGAGUCCUUGUAGGAGUCCUCCCGAGUCCUCCACUAUUGCCUCCUAUGUCACCCUGAGGAAGACCAAGAAGCCUGAAUCCAGAUCAGACCGUCCCAGGAGUGCCGUGGACCAGACAGGGUCUGGGGAGCGGGAGGUGGGGAGAACUAGGAUGAGUGUGGAGGAGCAGCUGGAGAGGAUGAGGAGGAACCAGCAGGCCUCGUCGCUUCGAGAGAAGAAGAGAGAAACGCCAUCCCGCUCGCCCUCCUUCAGCAAAGACAGCCCUUCUAUUAUCCAGCAGAGUCGGCUCCAGGCGGAGGGGGCGUGUGCAGACCCUGUGGAGCUGGAGGCGGCCUUGCAGCAGCUAAAGGCGGCUCACAUGGAGCGGAGCAGGACGGCUGCUAAGGCUCAGCCUGCCCCACAGGAGGUGCAGAGGGUGGAGGAGGUGAAAGAUGAGGUGCAGCGUGACGGGGACGGUCACGGGGCCCUGCAGAGCGUGAAGGAGGCCAACAGCACAGACAGUGAGCUGUGUGAAAGCCAGAGGGUGGUGAUUGUGGACCUGGGCGUGGAGCCUCAGCGUGUGGAGAUAGUAAACCUUCACUCGUUUGAGGAUGACGAAAGCAGAGAGCAAGAUCUGACUAGCUCACCAACAAACACCACCACUGACAACAGCUUCCAGACUCCUGAGCCUGAAACGCCGAGCCCGGAGCCGAGGGAGGACGAACCAGACACGACGCAACAGCGCGCAAGAGAGGAGAAGCUGGAGCUAACAGCAGACGACAAGAAACACAACAACAACAACAACAACAUGUUGGCUUCGCAGACGUUCACCUUGGUGAGCAGAGACACGUGAGCGUUGCCGGCCUCGACAUCCACACUGGCGUCCCAUAAAGCCCAAAUGUAGCCUGCCUGCACAGAGCAUGCUCCACGGCUUCCUGCGUUUACAACAGGACUAUUUUGAUACUACUGUUACAUGCCCACAAGGAGACUGAGAGGAUGAUAGCCCUGCCAACUGACUGACAACACACAGACGGGCCGCCAUCACUUGCAGACAGAGAUAGUGCAGAUGUACUGUAUCUUUAGCACCUGUUAGAUCUGUCCAUGUUGAUAUGUCCCUGAGCAAAACACCAACAUAUGGAGUCAGAUUUGUCUCAAAACAUUUCUGCAUUAAAAAUAAGAUUGUGAAAUGGUCAUAAAAAAAAGUUAUAGUUUGAGCUGAAAUUUACUGGCAAAACCCCAGAAGGAGUUUUGAGAGUUUUUUCUGAUUUCCAUAUGAGUCUCCAGGCCAGGGGAAAGUAACUGGCCAGGCAUUUGGAUUUUUUUAGCUAAGGCAUGGCAAUCUAAUUAUUUUUUUCCACACUUUUCAAUUCAACAACGGAUUUGUAUUGAAUAGUUCAAUAUUAUGUAGGUUUAUAUGUUAAAAAGACCUUGAAAUGAUAUUUACUGUGUAUUUUAAUGAUACUUAAAAUUUGAUUCAGUCAAUAUAAAUGAAUUGUGAGCCAAUAGGGAAGCCUAUUCAUCUGAAUGGUAAAGUUGUGUAGUCUUCCACUAUUAGACAAUUCAGACGCAAGCAGUCUAAGGCCUAAGUCAGUUAUUAGUGCAAAACAAAGUCACAAAAACAGCGACAUCGUGACAGCUGCAUGAUCAGCACCAUGAACAGGUAUUCUACUCGCUCCCAUAUCUUUUAUUAUAUUGGCAAAACACACGAAAAAGACGCAACAUUUGGAACCUUCUAAAAGCUGUAAGACAAUUCAGGAAAAAUAACUGAUGAUUAACUUACUACACUUCGGUGGCUCAUGUUGGGCCUUAUAAAGCUGCAGCCGCCAUUUUCCAGAUAAAUAGAAUCUCCACAGUAAAGUGUCUUUCCACUCUGUGUUGCAUUUCUUGGUCAGGUCAUAGACUCACUGAAAGUUAGGGCAACCCAAGAUGCUGUAAGGAGACUUGGCAUUUUCUCAUGAGCCCUGUGGAUAUUACUGAGCAGUGUUUCCAGUGUCCAUCAUCUGGAUGUGUGGAACUGCGUGUUUGAGAAUGCUGUCGGGUGCGUGGGUCCAGUCAGUGUAAGCAGGGGUUUCACUAUUACUGAGUCGAGUGGAAGGAGAUGCUCUCCGGGUCGAGUGAAGCAAUGGAUUCCGGAACGGAUUUUUGUUUUGAAAUUAAAAAACAAAAUCAAGAAACUAGCUGUAUUCCCACUACCAUUUAGAUGUAGGAGAACAAAGAAUGGUUUUCAAAAAAUAACCUGGUGUCCAAAUUUUUUGAAAGGGGUUUGUUUAUUAAUGGAAAUCAGGAAAUAACAUACGCGUGUGAAAAUCCAGUAUCCCAUUUUUGUGCAGUUUUUUUGUUGAAACCUGGAAGUUGCAAGAUGUCUUCUUCUUUAGCUUAGGCAGAAUAGACUUUGCAACGGCGUGUUGCUGCCCCGCACGCCGACCUUUAAAACGUCUGUGGUCAUCAAACAUACUCUCCAACGAGCCGCGCCAUCUCUCCAGUUACUGCAUCGAUGUAGUUGUAAAACAGCUGCUCUGUGAUCUCCUGGUUUUCUUAGUUUCUGGUAAUGUUGCACUUUCCUCUGCUCUAGCGGCUGUUUGUAGCUUCCAUCUGCUCUGUGCAGCUGGAAGGCUAUUUGAAGGUCCAUUUUCUCCAGACUGAGAAUUCUAAAGCUGGGCUUGGAUAUUGGAAUAGGUGCCCUGUCCAGUCCUGUUCAAACCAAUAUCGGUAUUAAGAUUGGGCUUUUGUGUGAACUUGUGCAGGACAUUAUAGAUACUGAAUAAAUCCCCAAUAGCCUUCUCACCAGACACGGCGUGAACAGCAUCAGUAGAGUUGGUGGUAAAAGCAGUGAACAUUGGGAAUUUCUCUCCCAGCUCACGUUGAAGGAGUCUUUGAACCCCAGCCAGUCUCCCUAACAUUAGACAGGCCCCUUCGUUAACUUGGCUUUGCUCGGGCCAGCACAAUUCCAAAAUUAGUGUCUGUGUGAGACGUUUUACAUUGCCUGCAGCUGCUAUGGCGAUUGUUAAGAAUCUCUCUCUUAUAGUGUAGCUUUUGUCAACAAAACGAAAUACAAUAGAAAUGAUUGUGUGAUUUAUGGUUCUGCGGAGGCUCAAUGUGGUCUAAGUGGCUUGACGUUUGAACUUGUGCGUUUGUAUUUGUGGCAAUCUAAAAACAGGGCCGGCGUGUGUUUUUUGUGUCGGGAGUGUAUGGUAAAGUGAGUGAGAGAGUGACGGCUAUCAACUUUGGAGUGAGAGAAGCAAAGUGUCUCCCCUGUGCCAUGGGACAUCUGCAGCAGGAAAAAGAACCCUCUCCUGGAUUUCAUUUUGUUGAGGAGGAGGACCAGGGUCGGUAUCUCCAUGUACCUUUGUACGUAGCCACAGCGUAGUUUUAACAAAGCAUAAAUCAUGCUUUACUGUAGUUGUGUGUGUAAAUCUGAAGAAAACAGACAUGGCCUCAGCUGUGUAGGCCGAGUAAAACACGAGCAGUUUCAGAGCCAGUCUAGACAGCUGGAUUGGAACAGACGUGACAUGGAUGGAUUGAAAAUCGUGUGAAAUACAGUAAAGAGACCAAAGUGGUUGUGUAAAGAAAAAAAAGCGAGCCUUCACACCCCAAGUCCACUGUCAGAAAGUGGAGUUUCAGGCGAUGCAGAUUCAGCUUUCCAGAAGAACAUUUACCACUGUAGGCUAUGUGAGGAUUUAGCUGCGGGGGUGCGCGAUCAUGGAAGGCUAGUAGCAUGUUGACGCACCAAUAGUUUUGUUGUCAUUACUUAGAAUUCCUCAUGGGGGAGAACAAAACUACGCACUAUAUAUAAUAAUAUAUGCAAGCAUGUUAAAAUGUUUUUUGCCAUUUAUACAUUCGGCUGAAACACAAAAAGGGUCAACCUGUUCUCUUGUUCUGUUUUCUGUGUCUUUGUUUUGUUUAUUGCUGUAGUCACUGGCCACAUCAUUUAACUACUAUAAAAAAUAUCAAUUGAAACCAUUUCACAAUCUUGACCAGAUGUACGACUUGUUUAGGGGCAGUGUAUUUCCAGAAAUAUGUGUUGCCAAAUGUAUACACACAACAGACACACAUCAAUGCGCCGAGCUUUUGAUACCUUACUAAGUAUUAAAGUCAUUUUAACAUAAUUCUUAGAAUCUUCUACUGAUCUGGAGGAGGGGAUAUUCGCUGGGACUACGUCGCUGGAGGGAGUGUACAGCUGCAUCUAGGAGCACUUGAGAAGUCUCAGCGCCGACGGGCUAAGCACCAAAACUCACACACAUGCAGUGCUUUACUUUAACCCCAAAGUGACCGCCGAUGCUCUUGGAUUUUAACCACUCCCAUUUUGAUUCUUGGUGUUUUUAUUUGACACCAGAGGCUAUCACUCUAUUUUCAUUUUGCACCUGCAACAUAUCCUUCAUUGGAUAGACAUAUAUAAAUAUAUAUUAAAUAAAAAAAAAAGUAUAUAUAUGAACAUAAAGCAGAUUUUUACUUCAACAUGGUGCCACUUCAUGCUGCUGAUUCUUUUGGACAGUAUUUUUCAAGGUUGUGAUUAUUUAUGUCUGAAUCUCCUGAAGUCUGUUGGCGACACACGCAGUAUGUGAAUGUUUUUUUGAUUUCCAGUCUGCUUUUUCAGUUUGUUUGUUUUUUUGUUUUCGGUUUACAUUAUUCAGAAGUUAUACAGAGGCUGAGGACAUGACACAGAUUAGACUUUUUGCGUUUGAAUCUGUGCUAGGUGGUGAUAAAUGAAACAAUAGCACAUGUACGAAGCAAUAAGUUGGACUUUGGAGCUCCAGGACAUAAAAGACAUUUAAAAGAGAUGUAUAAACUGUAAAAAUAAAAAUGAAAAUAAAAAAAUAAAACAUAGCAUAAUUUAUGUACACACUGAAAAGAAGAACGGAUAUUCUAACUAUAAGAGAUUAUUAUUAAUAUUAUUAGGGUCAAUAUGCAAAAGGUUCAAAACCCAUCUGUUUUAUAUCAUGUGAAAUAAAUGUUGAUGUUCUUAAAA